GGAAAACAGCUCGCGGCUCCCACUUUGCGUACCCUCUAAAUUUCAUUUGAAAUCGUUGUAGAGUGAGACUCCUGAGACACGAUAGCGCAUGGCGACGAUAGCUCGGCUGCAGCUCCUCCAGCCUUCCCCAAUCCUUAAAGCUUCUCUACUCUUACGCAAACGCCCUUCUCCUCCCUCUUCCUCAUCUGUUCUCCGUCGGACCGGCGCCCGUAAAUUCUCAAUCGGCCCAUCCCUCUGCUCCAAUUCAGACCAAACUCUCCAGGGUUCUGCAACUCCUGGCUCGGGUGCGUCUAUUGUUGGGGAUCUUUUGGACUAUCUAAACGAAUCUUGGACUCAAUUUCACGCCACAGCCGAAGCAAAGCGAGAAUUAAUUGCUGCUGGUUUUCAUCUGCUAAAUGAGAAUGAUGAGUGGGACCUCAAACCUGGUGGGCGGUACUUCUUUACACGGAAUAUGUCUUGUUUGGUUGCUUUUGCUAUUGGAGAAAAGUAUAAUGUUGGAAAUGGUUUUCAUGUGAUUGCUGCACACACUGACAGCCCCUGUCUGAAACUAAAACCAAAGUCUGCAUCAUCCAAGUCUGGCUAUCUUAUGGUCAAUGUGCAAACGUACGGGGGUGGCUUAUGGCAUACUUGGUUCGAUAGAGACUUGAGUGUUGCAGGAAGGGUCAUUGUGAGAGGCACUGAUGGUGCCUUUUUGCAGAAGCUUGUGAAAGUUAAAAGACCUCUAUUACGAGUGCCAACUCUGGCUAUUCAUCUUGACCGCACAGUGAACAAAGAUGGGUUUAGACCAAAUCUGGAGACUCACCUCAUUCCUUUACUUGCAACAAAAAUUGAGGAAACUUCAACGGAAUCCAAGGAGAAAAGUGCUAAAUUGUCUUCAAAAGCUGCUCAUCAUCCUUUGCUUAUGCAGGUUUUGUCAGAUGAGCUGAGUUGUGGUAUUGAUGACAUAUUGAGUAUUGAGUUGAACAUUUGUGACACUCAACCUAGUUGCCUUGGAGGUGGAAACAAUGAAUUUAUAUUUUCUGGAAGAUUAGAUAAUCUUGCUUCGAGUUAUUGCGCAUUGAGAGCUCUUAUUGAUUCAUGUGAAUCACAUGGAGAUUUAUCAAGUGAAGAUGCUAUUCGGAUGGUUGCUCUAUUUGAUAAUGAAGAGGUGGGUUCAAAUUCACCUCAGGGAGCAGGUGCACCUACCAUGUUUCAGGCUAUGAAACGCAUAGCUGGUUGCCUAUCUCAUGAGUAUGUUGGUGAGGGUGCUUUUCAGCGUGCAAUUUGCCGAUCUUUUCUUGUAUCUGCAGACAUGGCUCAUGGAGUUCACCCUAAUUUUAUGGAUAAGCAUGAAGAACAUCAUCGUCCAGAAUUGCAGAAGGGACUAGUUAUCAAGCACAAUGCAAACCAACGCUACGCCACCAGCUGUGUUACAGCUUUUCUUUUCAAAGAAGUCGCAAAAGUUCAUGAUCUCCCAAUUCAGGAAUUCGUGGUGAGAAAUGAUAUGGGAUGUGGAUCAACCAUAGGUCCCAUACUCGCUUCAGGGGUUGGUAUCCGUACUGUUGAUUGUGGCAUUGCUCAGCUUUCCAUGCACAGUGUAAGAGAAAUAUGCGGGAAGGAAGAUGUGGACAUUGCUUACAAGCAUUUUAAGGCAUUCUACCAAACAUUCUCAAGCAUAGACAGAAGGCUAAAUGUAGAUUAAUGAGGCUCAACUUAAACCCAUUCAUGAUUAUCUUUUUGUCUAGAGAGAGAGAGAGAGAGAGAGAGAUGUUUAUAUAAUUAAUAAGUUCCUUUUGCUUUGAAAGUUGGGAUUUCUGAAAGAUAAGUACUAGUGGGUAACAAGUGCGGUGGUGAAAGAACAUACGCUGGUAAAUUUUAUCUGUAUACCAGAGAGGCAAUAGGCAGAAGGGCUCAUUGAGAUAACCAUAUCGAUAUAAUCAGGGUUUGCUGGGAUUGGAGGUUGAAGAGGAGCCACCAUCGGGGUCAGCUUUAGGGUUUGGGUUGGACGCUGAUCUUUUCAUGCGUCUCUGCUGCAGCUCAGAGUACAGUUCCUCAUUCUCCUUCUGGAGUUGCUCAGCUAUCUUCCUCAGCCUCUCGUUCUCUUGCAUUAUUUUGCAGUUUUUGUAGUACAGGUGUGUGUUUUCCUUAUCCAUACUUUGUACCUCUGUUGCCCCUGCAAUCAAACUUGACACAGACCGCAUCAGAACUUCAUAUCAUUUCAUCUUCAUUGCUAUGAAGGAACUUAUUAAAUAAUAAAUAUGGGAAGUAUUCCCAGCUGAAAAAAAAAUAAUUUUUUGAA
Molecule: messenger RNA, 2278 nt
Organism: Malania oleifera
Lineage: Eukaryota; Viridiplantae; Streptophyta; Magnoliopsida; Santalales; Ximeniaceae
Product: probable aspartyl aminopeptidase
Exons: 10
Coding region: 89-1681 (530 amino acids)
Biological process (GO): proteolysis
Molecular function (GO): zinc ion binding; aminopeptidase activity
Source: RefSeq, a predicted model, not a curated record